CCGGGGUUUGGGGGGGCCCGGGGGCCCCCGGGCCCCCCCGGCACCCAGGGGCCGGGGGGGGGCCCCCGGGGGGGGAGGGGCCCCCGGGGGCCCGGGCCCCCGGGGGCCGGGGGGGGCCCCCCCGGGGGGGGGGGCCCCCCCGGGCCCCGGGGCCCGGGGCCCCCCCCCGCCCGG
Molecule: messenger RNA, 174 nt
Organism: Protopterus annectens (West African lungfish)
Lineage: Eukaryota; Metazoa; Chordata; Ceratodontiformes; Protopteridae
Product: translation initiation factor IF-2-like
Exons: 2
Source: RefSeq, a predicted model, not a curated record